This is a messenger RNA of Trypanosoma grayi, 2289 nucleotides long. Its product is annotated as aminopeptidase. The record is from RefSeq and is a predicted model, not a curated record. Bases 1 to 2289 code for a protein of 762 amino acids. Lineage: Eukaryota; Euglenozoa; Kinetoplastea; Trypanosomatida; Trypanosomatidae. Gene Ontology annotation, cellular component: cytoplasm. Gene Ontology annotation, biological process: proteolysis; peptide catabolic process. The transcript has a single exon. Gene Ontology annotation, molecular function: zinc ion binding; metalloaminopeptidase activity; peptide binding.
AUGCGCGGCUUCUAUCGUGUGCAGUUUAAAACCAGUGAUGGUGUCGAGCACCGCAUGGCGGCGACACAUUUCGAACCAACUGCUGCACGGCGCUUCUACAUUUGUCAGGAUGAACCAGCCGCGCGCGCAGACUUCACACUUCAUGUUUCCGUGCCGUCCAGCAUGGAGGAGUUCACAGUUCUGUCAAACGGUCCGCGCAAGUCGAAAGAGCGGCAGGGUGAGGUGGUGACACAUCACUUCGAGACAAUUCCUGCAGUGCCGCCGUACCUCACCUCUUGCUUUGUGGGAGAACUUGAGAGUGUUGGCACCACCGCCUCUGGUAUUCCCGUGAAGGUCUACACAACCCUUGGCAAAUCGCACAAAGCCGCCUUUGCCCUCAAGACAACUGCCUUUGCAUUGGAGUAUUUUGAAAAGUUUUUCGGCUGCAAGUACCCACUGCCUAAGCUGGAUGUUGUGGCUGUGCCAGACUUCCCAAUUGGCGGGAUGGAGAAUUGGGGCUGCAUCUCAUGUGUGGAGUCCAUAUUGUUGGACGAGCAGGUGUCCAGUGUUGCUGGACUGAAGCGCGUCGCCGCUCUGCUAUGUCACGAGGUGUCGCACAACUGGUUCGGCAAUUUGGUUGCCGUCAGCUGGUGGGAGGGGCUGUGGUUAAAGGAAGGGUUCGCCUCAUGGUGUGGGUAUAACGCCGCCAACAGUAUUGAGCCAUCGUGGCAGUGUGACGAGGAUGCCACAAGGGCAGUUGCGAGUGCGCUGAUCAGCGACAUGUAUGAGCACAGCCACCCUGUUGAGGUGCCGAUCCGCGACCCAGCUGAGAUCACGCAGAUAUUCGAUGCAAUCAGCUACGACAAGGGCAUGGGAUUGGUGUUCAUGCUGGAGGCCUUCCUUGGGGAGAAGUGGGCAUCCUCUGUCGCGCAUUACAUUCAAAAGCAUCGUUACAGUGACACUCAAACGGUUCAGUUAUGGCAGGCGCUGGAGGAAGCCUCUGGAGUCUCGCUCACAGAGGCGAUGCAGUCCUUCACGACACAGGUGGGAUACCCUAUCAUUCACGUGAGUCGGCCGAAGCCCGGUAUCGUCGUUUUGCGACAAGAACCCUGUCAGUUCGUAUCCACAGCACAGAAGAAGAAUACGUUGUGGUGUGUUCCUAUUGUGCUCGAGGGGGAGGGUGGGGUAACACAUCGAGUCACACUCCGCGGUGGUGAGCCAAAGCAAAUAGAGCUACCCGAAGAGCUCGCCAAGUCACGUUGGAUUAAUGCGAACCCCCGCAGACAAGGAUUCUUCCGCUGCCGCUACGAUGAUGAUGCAUUUUCUCAGCUAUUAUGUGCGUAUUCCUCCCUGAACGCCCGUGAUCGCUGUGGUUUGAUAACGGAUACACUGGCUUCAAUUCAUAUGGGCAAUGAAGACAUGGAUCGCCUGGCCAUCUUCCCCUCGCUCCUGUCCGAACAGGAAGCCAACAAGAGUGUCUGGGAAGAAUAUUACAACAGCAUGGCGGAUUUUCUCGGUUUCGUGGAGAACGCAAAUCUGCGGAAUGAGCUACGGGUCGGGCUCAUGUAUAGGAUUGGGGCCAGGGCAGAAGCACUCUUGAACACGAAACCGGAAACCACAGAGGAGUGCCUGCGACGUGCCUUCUUCAUCAAUGCAGCCAUCGCCACCAUCUUGAAGAGUUUGCCAGAGGAAAACGCCCGGGAGCUUCCCACCGUAGAGUGGGCGCUGAAGGAGGCGAAGGCUUUCAUGGAUGGGGAACCGUAUUGCUCAGACACGCUUUCAAUGACGCUUGCAGUGUAUGUGCGUCUGGGACCGAACGAUCCAUCAGUGCGGACCGAUGCCUUGUGGAAACGCUUCACCGAGCUGAAUGACAGCGAUGAGGCAAGUCGCUGUAUCUUGCGAGCUCUCUGUUGGGCGAAUGAUCCUGAUUACGUCGAAAGCAUUGCAAAGAGGUGCAUUUACGGUGAUGGCAUUCGGUCCCAGUACGGUGGAGCCAUAUUUGCAGAGGUUGUAUCGAACCCUUCGCUACCCAUGGGAUACGCGUGGACGCUCUUCAAGAAACACUUCAAGGGUGUAUAUAAGCAAUGGGGAAGUGGGACAUUUCGCAUUCAAAACAUUGUGGAGAAUGUUGGCUCGUCUCUCACCGGCGAGGCCAACGCAAAGGAUUUCCAGGCGUUCUUCCAUACUAACCCGUUGCCACACGCAAAGUUAGCCAUCUACCGUGCUGGGGAGGGCAUUCGUCUGCGCGCCUGGAUGCAGGCCAAGUGGGGAGUAGGACCAAAGCUGAGCCACAUCUUCUUUCCUCGGUAA